Messenger RNA from Closterium sp. Yama58-4, 1371 nucleotides. The record is from the annotation of a GenBank genome assembly. Lineage: Eukaryota; Viridiplantae; Streptophyta; Zygnematophyceae; Desmidiales; Closteriaceae.
AUGCCGCGCGAACCGCGGGAGGUACAUCAUGUCGACGAAUUUCGACGACUGGCGGCCGAAAACGACUCUGGCGACGUCGCGAGCUCUCGCUCGGACGACGCUGGCGACGUCGCCUGCGACGCAUCCACGACCACGAGCGACGUCGAGGCGGACGGCGUGCGAGUUCGCACGGUGGAUUUCAACGCGCGGCGCGAGACGGACUACGUGAUCGUCGUUCACGGCACGUUCGACGCGCCGCCCGCGGACGGCGCGCGCACGUGGUACCAGCCGCCCGCGCCCGGGGAGCAGAACUUCUGCGCCAAGAUGGGCGCGCUGCUGGCGCGCGGACCCAUCGGCGCGGGGAGCGUCUGGCGGGCGAUUCCGCGCCCGGCAGAUUCGCAAGGGGCAGAGUCGCAGGGGCCAGAGUCGCAGGGAUCUGAGGUGCAUGGGAGCGGGUCGCAGAGGGGGCAGUCGCAGGGAGCUGCUGCGUCGCAGAGAGCGCAGUCGCAGGGAGGUGCGGCGUCGCAGAGAGCGCAGUCGCAGGGAGGUGCGGCGUCGCAGAAAGGGGGCCAAUCAUGGCAGCGCGUGAUGGACGGUGACGUGCCUUAUCCGUUCUUUUGGGACGGCAGCAACACACACGAGGGCCGCGUGAAGGCUGCAGAAAAGCUGGCGAGGCUGUUCGACCUGAUAGCCAGUAGGGACCCAUCAGCGCGAAUCCACGUGAUUGCUCACUCCCAUGGAGGAAACGUGCUGCUUAAAUCCACCGAGCUCUACAUGAAAAGGCUGCCCACACACUGUCUCUCUCCACGCUGCAUCCGGCCAUCAGGAAGCGUGCAAGUGGACCGACACUCCGGGUGGCGCUUGGUUCUUCCCAUCCCUUGUGGUCAUGAGAAGCUUUCCGCGGCUCAGAUCUACUCCUCCGCGGUCUCAAUCCUCCCCCCCGGCCUCAAUCCUCCCACCCGCGGCCUCAAUCCUCCCUCCCGCGGCCUCAAUCCUCCCUCCCGCGGCCUCCAACCGCUCUCCCGUGGCCUCAAUCCUCUCUCCCGCCGUCACGCCUCCCUCACGCCUUCCGUCGCGGACGACCCGCGCGCCGUCGCGGACGGCCAGCACGCCGUCGCGGACGGCCAGCACGCCGUCGCGGACGGCCAGCAAGCCGUCGCGGACGGCCAGCAAGCCGUCGCGGACGGCCAGCACGCGGCCACGAGCACCCCGCGCGCCGACGCGCACGGCCAGCGCGGAGCCAUCGACGACCUGCGCGCCAGCGCGGAUGGCCAGCACGCAAGCGGCGCCGAUCCCCACGCUGACGCGGACGGCCACCGCGAAGCCACGCGGCCGUCCCUCGCGCUGACGCGGACGGCCGACGCGGAGCCACGCGGCCGUCCCUCGCGCUGA